ACAGUUCUUAUAAGACAUCACAAAUCCAAUAGUGUUGUUUAGUCUUGUAUAUAUCAAUGAGGCUUCACUUAUCUGCCAAGUUUAGGCAAGUUCUUGGCCACGCCAAGGAUCAAGCCUCUAUUGGCAGAGCUAUUGUACAAAACUACAAUGAGAAAUCUUUUUUUGACAUUGAAGUUGCUGUGGUUCGAGCUACAAGCCAUGAUGAUUGCCCUGUUGGUGACAAAACCAUGCACGAGAUUCUCUUCCAUGUCUCUAACACUCCAGGAGCAGUUCCUUUUCUUGCUGAACAGAUCUCACGCCGUCUAGCCAAGACAAGAGAUUACUUAGUCGCUGGUAAAACUCUGUUACUCAUCCACCGUCUCUUGCGUAGUAGCAGUCGCUGCAUCGAGCAGCAGUUGCAUAUCGCACACACCUCUGGCCAUCUCCAAAUAGGUUGCUGCUGGUUCAUGAUGAGCCAGGAUCAUCCAUCUUUUGCUUUUCUCCAGAACUAUGUAGCUUAUCUCGAAGAAAGAGUUGGAUGGAUCAUCAACCAAGCUGGUAAGCUUGAACCUGUAAUGUCUGGCGGUACAAAGUGUAGUCGUUACAAAGAGAAAUCAAUGGAUCUUGUGUUCCAUAUCUUACCAAAGUGCCAGGAAUUCAUUGCAAAGGUGUUGAAGUGUUCACCGGUUGAUGUAUGGCGUAUGGAUAACCUCGUCCAAGCAGCUACAGGCAGCAUCUUGAAAGAGAGUUUCCAAGUCUACAUGACGUAUUCUGAUGGCAUAGCUGCACUGAGUGACAUGCUAUUUGAUCUUUCAAGACCCGCAAGAGAUUUAGCUUGCGGGAUGCUGAGAAAAGGUUCUCAACAGAUUGAAGAUCUUCGUGUCAUGUAUGAAAAGUGUAGAGGGUUCACCGGCAUGAAGAGCUUGGAUUACCCAUCUGUGCAAGCUAUUACUAUGGAUCAUACAGUAGCACUGGAGCAAUGCUCAAGCUAUAAUACUCGUGCAGGUUCUGUGUUGAAGCGCACUGGCGGUGAAAGAGGUUUCUCUGUCUCCACCAACUUAAGAGAUUCAGUCACUUGCAAUGAAAAAUUUGCAUCUACCAGUCUUUUCUUGUUACCAGUGGAGACCAAAAUCAGCAUGGUAUGGGUUGUUUUUGACAAUGAAGAAUCAGAUAAGCCAACAUAGAGCAUAUGAGUGUUAAUCAUUCAUCUCAAAGGAAAUAUAAGAAAAUUGUGGAAUACAAAGGUAGAGGUCAUCUCGCUUAUCCCAUAGAUGGUUAGGAAAAUUGUGUCCCUGAUUCAUGUUACAAAAUCCAAUUGUUAUCAAUUUAUAUAAUACCAAUCAAUACACGGUUUUAUCGGAGUU
Brassica napus (rape) is the source of this 1343-nucleotide messenger RNA. Its product is annotated as putative clathrin assembly protein At1g33340. The transcript has a single exon. Gene Ontology annotation, molecular function: 1-phosphatidylinositol binding; SNARE binding; phosphatidylinositol-4,5-bisphosphate binding. Gene Ontology annotation, biological process: clathrin coat assembly; vesicle budding from membrane; clathrin-dependent endocytosis. Lineage: Eukaryota; Viridiplantae; Streptophyta; Magnoliopsida; Brassicales; Brassicaceae. The coding region runs from base 57 to 1163 and encodes 368 amino acids. The record is from RefSeq and is a predicted model, not a curated record. Gene Ontology annotation, cellular component: clathrin-coated vesicle; clathrin-coated pit.